GUAGAAAGAGAUUCAUUGAAGGGAGAGAGAGAGAGAGAGAGAGAGAGAGAGAGCACUGAAAAUGAUGCCAACAGGGAGAGAAAAGGAAGGAGAGAAAAAGAAGAAAGACACAUUGAAAGGGGUGAGACGUACAACGGUAGAAGAAAGAUCUGAGGAUGUUUGAGAACUCAAUGCACUGAGUAACAGCAGACAGGCUGACAAAGUGACAGAAAUGACAGGGAUGCACACAUCUGAAGGAGUGCGUUGAUUACUACAGCCAACUGGCAUGAUUAGAGAAUCUAAAAGGAAAAAAACAACUGACACACUGACAACGGAAAUUAUAUUGUAACUGAAAUGCUGAACCUGCUCCAGACAGAAAAGCGACUGACGUACGUGGAUGUUCAGAGAUGAUACGAGGGUAGAAAGGUCACUGAGAGUUGAAGCAUCCCUACUUGGAAAAGAUGCAGCUUCAGCUGGUCGGACACUGACGGGCAUGAGGACAGCUUCACCAGACACAGAUUUGACUUGUCCCAGAGUUAGUCUACUGGUUUGACUGGUUAGUCUCUCCUUUUUUUCUAGAGUUUCUGCGCCAACUCCGGAUCAUCUUCAUCACCCUCACCAUCAUCACCUACGUGCCUCAUCAUAAUCAUCAUCAUCACUAUUAUGAUGGCCUUCAACAGCACUGAGUCCUGGCUUUUAAUCAAUACUUCAUUUCCCAUCCUGCCUGUAAUAGGCAGUCCAAGUAACAGAAGUGGGAUUGAAGCAUAUCUUCAAAGACUGGCUCAUUUAGACGAGGGGCUCUACAAUGACUUUUACGGUCUUUGGAUUGCACUGAUGGUCAUAAACUCUCUCAUAUUCUUGGUGGGCAUGGUGCUCAACACAGUUGCACUUUAUGUUUUCUGUUUCCGCACCAAGCAAAAGACCACCUCUGUGAUCUAUACUAUCAACUUGGCGGUGACAGACCUCUUGGUGAAUCUCUCUCUGCCGACUCGCAUCUUGCUCUAUUACAGUGGAGGAGCUUGUCUCACCUGCUCCUACCUGCACAUCUUCAGCUACUUUGUCAACAUGUACUGCAGCAUCUUGUUUCUGACCUGCAUAUGUGUUGACCGAUACCUCGCCAUCGUGCAGGUUGAAGCUUCCCGUCGUUGGAGGAACUCCAGUGUGGCCAAAUGUGUGUGUGUCUCUGUCUGGCUGUGUGCAAUCGUGGUCACCUACUCCUUCCUUUCUACUGCUUUCCAGCACCCAGGCUGCUGCCUCUCAAAGCUCCUCUUUCUUACCAUCACUGAGUUCUUUCUACCCCUCAUCAUCAUUAUGGUCUUCACUUUGCGGAUUAUGUGGGCACUCGCCGACCGCCGCCUGAUGCAGCAGAGCAGGGAGAGGAGAAGGAGGGCUGUCCAGCUCCUGACCACGGUGCUGAUCAUCUUCACUGUCUGCUUCACACCCUUCCACAUCAGACAGGUGGUGGUAUACUUUCACCCUGACAUGCCUCAUCAUGUGAUAGCCUACCACUUGACUGUCACUCUCAGCAGUUUGAAUAGCUGUAUGGACCCUGUCGUCUACUGCUUUGUUACGAAUAAUUUCCAGGCCACCAUGAGAAAUAUUUUUCGCCGCGCAGAGCCCGAGCAGACAAGUGGCGACAUCAUCAGCAUGCAGCACAGCUCCAAGGCCUCAGGGCGGACAGCGAACGCCAUCACUAGUAAUAUGAUUAUGAUGACCAAGAUCCCCACUUCACUGCAGAGAGACAAUCUGGGGAAGAACCACUCAAUGUAAAUCCCCCUUCCCAUGGGGUAAAGAGAAACUUUGAGUUACUGAGAUGUUACAUCGCCUGGGGAAAGGUCUGAUAUUUCUGGACUCUGUAACAUGCCGAUCAGUGAUAACAGCAUCAGUGUAUGAUGGCACUGCUCAGGAUCAACAGCCAAUGCUGUCGUUAAUAAUAAUAAUAAUAAUAAUAAUAAUAAUAAAAGGACCAACCAAUUUAGCUGAUUUAGCAACCUAAAAACUUUUAUUAACUACUUGAAUUAAUUCCAACAAUGACAAGAGACAAAUGUAGUCUGCAACUAAACAUUAUCAUCACGCAAGAAACCUUCCCACUACUUUGGACCUGUGACAAUCUCCCUCUCUGCUAGACCAUGUUGCAGCCAAAUUCAAACAAUACAAGAGAACACAAAGCUGACUUAACAUGUAUUAUUACUUGAAUCAUACAACUGACAUAAUACCAAGUCUUAUUUAAAAAACAAACAUUUUAUUUGACAUAUUCUACAUCAUCCACAUUUUAAUCUUAUAUGUUUUUACCUUAAAAGUGUCCAAUUACACGGCCCUAAGUCAAAUUAUUUUUGAAAACUGAAAAAGUUUCCAUUUUUGGUAACAGAGAUAGUAACUGUUGCUA
Molecule: messenger RNA, 2365 nt
Organism: Sander lucioperca (pikeperch)
Lineage: Eukaryota; Metazoa; Chordata; Actinopteri; Perciformes; Percidae
Product: G-protein coupled receptor 20-like
Exons: 7
Coding region: 643-1749 (368 amino acids)
Biological process (GO): phospholipase C-activating G protein-coupled receptor signaling pathway; positive regulation of Rho protein signal transduction
Cellular component (GO): membrane
Molecular function (GO): G protein-coupled receptor activity
Source: RefSeq, a predicted model, not a curated record